This is a messenger RNA of Desarmillaria tabescens, 1611 nucleotides long. RefSeq lists its product as uncharacterized. The transcript is spliced from 6 exons. Lineage: Eukaryota; Fungi; Basidiomycota; Agaricomycetes; Agaricales; Physalacriaceae. The record is from RefSeq and is a predicted model, not a curated record. The coding region runs from base 1 to 1611 and encodes 536 amino acids.
AUGUCUAUCCACGACCAAGCGACUAUAUCCAUGUCAGAGUUCGCUGAGCUUACCGACGACGCCAUCAUUUCAGACUAUGUAGCUGCUCAUGAUAUCCCAAGCACUGUCGCGCUCCCCAGAAGCGCCUUGGGUUCGUACGACCUACCUGCAAUCAUGCAGUGGCUCUUUCCCGCAGAAUCCAACCCUGUACCACUUGCCUUACUCGCAAAUCACGCAUGGGUGGCACAACCCGACGGAACAUGGAAACUUGAGCGGCACUUCGCCGCGGAGGAAUUUCUUGCGACACCUGAUGAUGAGAUAAAUGGCUCCGUGAUUCCUACGUUGAACCAUUACCCGCCUGAUGGCCUCCCAGUCAGCUCUAGUGUCGAUCUGCUCGACGGAGCCCGCAAGUUAGAAGAUGGGAGGUUAGAGGUUCAUGACGCGCUGCGUGCAUUGCAGGUGUCCAUCAAAGAUGCUACGCUCCUCUACACAAAAGCCAGGCUAGCUCUAGAUGAAGAGCGAGCGAAGACUACGUCGCUCAUGGCGCUUGUUACAAGUAUCUGUGGGCAAGCGUUCGCGGAUAAGAUCGUGCGAACAGUGGAAGUGAUGGAUACUGGUGACUUUGAAGAAGAGGAGGACGGCGGCGAGUCUAGUGACGACCAACGUAACAGUAAUUUCACCCAGAAAAAGCUCCAGCCUUCUCCGCGACGAGCUGGGGUAAACAAAGCGCUGUUUGGAGAUCCGGACUGGGCGUCAAAGAUGAAGGGAGCCUCGGACGCUCUGAGGGAGGAUACCCAUACCGUAUUGAUGCCUCCUCCAAAGACCACCAACCAUGCAGGUCAAUCCGGCGCAUUCCUGAUCUCGAGAUCGAUAGCAACAUCUCCUCGAAAGCGCUCCCGUUCUUCUGAAGGCGAAGACGCAUCUACCAGUCCAAAACGGAUCAAAACUGGUGUAGAAGAAGGAAGUCGCGUGCAAACGCAACUUGCCAAAUCUUCCUCCGCCGCCGUUUUUCGAGGGCAGAAAACCACUCUUGAAUCUAAAAGUAUCGAAGAACGCUCGCCCGUUGAUUUGGACAACUCUGGUAGUAGUGACGAACAAGCAUUGAAUCCCGUUCCUCCCCAACAGGUGUCAGGCAGCUCUGAUCCUGAAAUCGAGGACAGCGACUCGGAUUCGGCUUCGGCCACGUCAAGCUCUGACUCUGAUUCGCCUCUGAUCUCGUGGAGCAGCGUCGUUGGAGCUAUAUCCAACGGUAUCUUUGCUGCGAUGGCAUGGUACACCAACCCACCAGUCACACCUCUCGCUGAGGAGUCAAUUUCUGCGAGAAGGCCAAUUCUCCUUCGCACGGCAACCCCUCCUUCCACCAUUUAUCGUCCUCGUCAGCCAUCAGUCUCACCUCCAGGGCAACUUCGCAGGACGAAGUCAUUUUUCACCUAUAGGAGCAAGAAAACAGGGCGCAUGCUCAGGUCCUUUGGCACCGGCAAGCCUGGAAACCCGCACGUCGUUGAGAGUGAUGAUCUCUUAGACAUGGACUCGUUCUAUGAGAAGGCGCCCCCUCUCUACGCUAACCAGAUGCUUGGAGAAGAAGACGGUGCAAAGAUGCGAGUUAUGAGCACGUUUUCGAUAGUGAUUUAA